Messenger RNA from Lactuca saligna, 567 nucleotides. Lineage: Eukaryota; Viridiplantae; Streptophyta; Magnoliopsida; Asterales; Asteraceae. The record is from the annotation of a GenBank genome assembly.
AUGUAUGAUAAACGGGUCUUUUUGGCGACUGGGAUUGAACUUGGGCAGGCUCGUGAUUUAGGUCCAAAAGUCUACGUUGGGCAAGCUUUUGAAUUGAGUCCAUUGGUAGCUGUAAAUUUCGGAGUUGUAGAUGUCAUAUGUGCCCAUGAUCUUGUUGAGUUUUUUGUACUUGAGUCGGUGCUGCCGACCCUGGAGUUUGAAAGUGAGUACCCUCGUCGUGUCAUUGCGAGCAUAGGUGGAGAGGAAUUUGAUUGUGGGCUGCUUGUAGGUACGUGCAGAAAGAUCGAGAAACUGGUGCCAACCAAUGUGGAAAAAUAUUUGUCGCAAGUGGUGGUCAAGGCCGAGUUGAUCCAUAGAAUCUUGGUGGUAAAAUUUUGUGGCGCGGAUUGCACGCUUUUGAAGGUUGGAAUUGAACUCCCGGCUUCGGGCACUCGUGAGGGUAAGGUUCCCAUCACUAUCAACAUGGUCGGUGGACAUUUUCUUGGAUGGCCCCGAGGAUUGAGCUUCACGCGAAGAACCAUGAGAUGCGUGAAUGGUCUUGUCCCUUGCCAUUGUACCUGUGAAUAA